This is a messenger RNA of Camellia sinensis, 1829 nucleotides long. The record is from RefSeq and is a predicted model, not a curated record. Lineage: Eukaryota; Viridiplantae; Streptophyta; Magnoliopsida; Ericales; Theaceae.
AUUGUUUCUUGAAAUUAAAUCAUGAAACACCGUCGUAAGGAACUCUCGGAAGAUUGCUGGGAAUUGAUUCUGAAUCGAUUAGCAAUCGAUGACUUCAACUCCUUGCAAUCCCCUUCUUUGGUCUGCAAGCAAUUCCUCUCAAUCACCGAUCGAAUUCGACUCAAAUUGGAGGCCUCCGACAGAUUGUUCUACAGAAAUAACUGUGAUACUUUAUUCAGAUCCCUUCAACGAUUCAGAAACCUCAAAGAGAUCGAGCUUCGUGAUCCUAUCUUCGGUGACAAAGCCGAUGUCAAGUACCCCAUUCGAAGAAUCGCUUCUUCAGGGUUAGAUCUUCAAUCCCUCUCUCUAACCUGUUUACGAAAACCCCCAUUCCUGAAAACUUUCAUGAAAUUGGGUUCCACCAUGAAGAAUUUGAAGAUUCUAAGAUGUUGUCUACUCGAGUGUCUUCGCAAUCACCACCUUGUUGCUAUAGCUGAUGCUUUACCAUGGCUUGAAGAGCUCGACAUCCAGUUUUCCUGCUACUAUUGGAGCCCUGGGCGGGAUUCAAAUUCUAGAAGCGCAAAGUACAUGGUAACUGACGCUGGGAUCGAGGCAUUGUCGCGUAAGCUUUGGGGGUUGCGUAAAAUUGAUAUAACAGGUCAGGUUGGUUGUUCUGAUCGAUCUCUCAUUGCUUUGUCUUCAAAUUGUGUUCUUUUGAAUGAAAUUCGUUGUGGUUCAUGCAAAGUAACUGAACAUGGACAUUUGUUUUGUACUACGCCAUAGUCGAAACUUGAUUUGUUUCAAAGCGGGACACUAUUACAGUUCGCCAGACGUGAUCUUGAGUUAGACCCGCAUGGAAAUCAUGACCGACUAAUUUGUUCCAUUGCAGCAGCAGGCAUUCAAUUAGAGAAGAUCAUAUUGUACAAUGAUUCUGGUUUGAGCUUACAUGGACUCUCUACUUUCUUUUGUGCAUGCCCAUCUUUGACACACGUGAUGUUUUGUUCCAUAGAUAUCCUCACCGACAAUUCCAUGAGGGAUUUAUGUCGAUAUCUUCCUAAUCUUGUGUCCAUAAAGUUUUACCAGUGUUCAAACUUAACCACUGCAAUCUUCUUCAUCCUUGCAAAAGAAUGUCCUGUGCUUUCAGAGAUUGAAAUGCCACAUAUAAAUCUACAAGUUGAAGAUAAUUUUGAUAUGGAUUUGGAGAGGAAUUAUCAAAUUAGAUCCUUGGAUUUGAGUUGUGCUCGUGUGAAUAAUGAAUUCCUGAAAAAAAUAGGGGUUGUUUGCCCCAACUUACAGACUCUCAAUGUUACAGGACUUUACACAUUGACAGAAGGCAUUGAGGAAAUUUUGAAGUGCUGCUCGCAGAUUAAGCAUUUGACAGUGGACAGAACUAGAGAAAUAGUCAUCUUAAUGGAACAGUUCAAAACUCGCAGCAUUAAAAUUGAACAUCUUUGGAAACUAGAGGAGGUCAAUGACUGAUAUGAGUUAUCUCUGGCACUUGCAUUCUGUACGUAAAGAGAGAAAGAUAGUUCUAGGGCUGAUUGGACUUGUGAAUUGAGGAGGAAGAAUUGUCAGGGCUAUUUGUUAGGAAAAAUGCCAUAUUCCCUCUGCAUAUUUCUCUGAUUUUUUGCAGUCUGAAUUUGAAAAGAAGGCUUGUAAUUUGAACUCUUAAAAGUUUUUGUAUUUUUUUUUGGGCACAAGAUAGCUGUUAGUAUGUUACUUAGAUUACAAUGCAGGCCAGCGUUUCUCCAUUGACUUGAACUUUGAAAUCUCACUCACCUUGGCACAUAAGUGCCCUUCCCAUGACCACUUGUUGCUGAGGUGAUUUUAUUGAAAAGCAUUUAGCCUCA